AGGACUCCUUCCUUCUUCAGCUUGACGGCAUCCCUUACCGCCGGUGUCCACCAGCAGAUUCGGGGAUUGCCGCCACGACAGGCACCAAUGACCUUACGGCCACAGCUCCGGUCAGCCGCCUCAACAAUGGAGGCGCGGAACAAGGUCCACUCGGACUCAAUGUCCCCCGCCUCCCCUGGGACGUGGGAAAAGCUCUGCCGGAGGUGGGAGUUGAAGCUCUUCCUGACAGGGUAUUCCGCCAGACGUUCCCAGUAGACCCUCACAGAGCGUUUGGGUCUGCCAGGUCGGACCGGCAUCUUCCCCCACCAUCGAAGCCAACCCACCACCAGGUGGUGAUCAGUUGACAGCUCCGCCUCUCUCUUCGCCCGAGUGUCCAAAACAUGCGACCGCAAAUCCGAUGACACGACUACAAAGUCGAUCAUCCAACUGCGGCCUAGGGUGUCCUGGUGCCAAGUGCACACAUGCACACCCUUAUGUUUGAACAUGGUGUUCAUUAUAGAAAAUCCGUGUCGAGCACAGAAGUCCAAUAAUAGAACACCGCUCGGGUUCAGACCGGGGGGGCCGUUCCUCCCAAUCACGCCCUUCCAGGUCUCACUGUUAUUGCCCACGUGAGUAUUGAAGUCACCCAGUAGAAUGAUAGAGUCCCCAGAAGGAGAGCUCACCAGCACUUCCUCCAGGGACUCCAAGAAGGGUGGGUACUGUGAGCUGCCGUUUGGUGCAUAGACACAAACAACAGUCAGGACCCGUCCGCCCACCCGAAGGCGGAGGGAGGCUACCCUCUCGUUCACCGGGGUGAACCCCAAUGUGCAGGCGCCCAGCCGGGGGGCAAUAAGUAUACCCACACCUGCUCGACGCCUCUCACCGUAAGCAACUCCAGAGUGGAAGAGAGUCCAACCCCUCUCGAGAGGGCUUGUACCGGAACCCAAACUGCGCGUGGAGGUAAGGCGGAAGUGGCUCACAGCAGGAUGGGGGACAUGCAAGCGGCCGCCAAGAUUUUGGAAUGCGAGGAGCUGGCCAUAGUUUGCAGCAUAAAUCAUACUUCGCAGUCAGACGUAGUAGAGGAGUCAUCACCAGCGACCGAGACUGGCAUAAAGAAGCCGCAAAAUAGUCAACUGCCUCCGGAGAGCUCUGAGUGCCUUUCUAAAAGAUCCAAAAGGAAGAGCACCAGACUCAAAUGGUGCAUCCCGAUUGAAGAUGAGGCAUUUAAUGCUGAAAAGGACAAUGACAACACCACAUAUGCAUCCUCACCUCACUUUGAUAAGGACACGCAGAGUCGAAACGACACAGAGGAAACAGUGCUGGUGUCCGGAGGCAAGGACGAUGAUGAGAGUGGCAUGGUGUCCAAGAGAACAUCCAAGAGGAAGUUCGUGUGCAGUGACUGUCAGCGGAGCUUCCUCUACGAGCGGAGCUACCGGAAGCACGUGAGCACCUGCCACGGAGUGAACGCCGAGCUGGCCUAUCGCUGCGAGACCUGCAUGAAGACCUUCUCCAACCGCAAAAACUUGAAGAUCCACGAGAAGCACGUUCACAGCAGCGAACGGCUCUUCACCUGCGAUGUCUGCGCCAAGACCUUCAAGCGCAAGAAGGACGUGGUCCGCCACCAAAAACAGGUGCAUAAUCCACCUAUGCACCAGUGCUCUGAAUGUGGCAAGAGGUUGAGCUCCAAAGCAUCGCUCAUGUUGCACAAGCGGACGCAUAGCGGCAGCAAGGCCUUUAUCUGCACUGAGUGCGGUUCCCGCUUCACCCAGAAGUCGGCUCUCAACAUGCACCACAGCACCUGCCAGGCACUCAAAGGUGAGCUGGUCCAUCAAUGCGAGACCUGCAUGAAGACCUUCUCCAACCGCAAAAAUUUGAAGAUCCACGAGAAGCACGUUCACAGCAGCGAACGGCUCUCCACCUGCGAUGUCUGCGGCAAGACCUUCAAGCGCAAGAGGGAUGUGACCCGCCACCAAAAACUGGUGCAUGACGGUCCACAUAUGCAGCAGUGUUCUGAAUGUGGCAAGUGGUUGAGGUCCAAAGCAUCGCUCAUGUUGCACAUGCGGAUACAUAACGGCAUCAAGAACUAUGUUUGCAUUAAGUGCGGUUCCCGCUUCAUCCAGAAGUCGGCUCUCAAAGAGCACGAAAGGACCCACACGGAUGAGAAGCCCUUCGCCUGCAACCUCUGUCACGCCCGCUUCAAACAGAGAAAAUCACUGGCCUAUCACAAACGCUCCCACAUGGGUGAGAAGCCUUAUAAGUGCGAGACCUGCGGGAAGGGCUUCUCAGCCAAGGAGUACCUGCGCCACCACGCCAACGUCCACACGGGCGCCAAGCCGUUCAAGUGCAAGUACUGCGGCCACAGCUUCGGUCAGAGGAACUCGCUACGGCAGCAUUUGAUGGUGCACACAGGUGAACGUCCUUACGCCUGCAAUGACUGCGAUAAGCAUUUUACCCAGCUCAACGCCCUUCAGCGGCACCAGCGUAUCCAUACCGGCGAAAAGCCCUACAUGUGUGGGUUGUGCAACCGCACUUUCACCGACACGUCUACUCUUCGCCGUCACACCAAGAUUCAUGAUGCCAAUGCUCCGUGGAGGAACUACCUCGUCGUCUUGAAGGGUAAUGUGGAGAAGGAACCCAAAGCUCAAGACAACCUCGAGGCUCAGGUGGUAACGACAGAUGGUAACGACUUCAUCACUUUGGACAGACCUUCUUACAUGCCCAUGGAGGAAAUCUCCUCCGAUACCCCCAGCAUGUCAUCCCUGAUGGAAGAAGUCGCCUCGCAAACCAUUCUGGCUCCCCAAGAGCAGGCGGCGCAACCGAACAUUCCGACCGUGGUCGUGUCUGAAAAGAUGUUUAAAAAAGUAUAAAUGUGGCAAAGGACACUGGAGAAUAAAGCAAAUGACAACCAAGCAAAUCCCUCUAAAAAUUUAAAUAAAAUGUAAAAUAAACAUCCCAUUUAAUCAUCGCUGUAAUAAUUACAAUUUGUGGUUAUUUUAGCUUUUGUGUAGAAAUUGUGGCUAACAGCCAGCAUAAAAACAAGUUGCAGAAUCUACUCAAUGACUUUGUCAUGAAUACUAUGAACAUUUCUUUUACAGUCACCCAGAAAGUACUGUUUUAAUGUUUUGUUUCUCAUUUUUUUAGCGGUGUAUCACAAGUAGCCACAAGGUGGCGCAGAUUCCCCGCCGGAACGCUGAAGCGUUUCAGAGGAUUUGCGCCACUUUGUGGCUACACAAAGUCUUGCUGAUUCCCAUGUGUGAAUUGAGAACUAAACGUAAAAUACGAAUACAAACAUAUCAACACAGCAAAUAUACUGCUUAAAUAAAUAUGUCAAGAAAGAG
Molecule: messenger RNA, 3317 nt
Organism: Syngnathus typhle (broad-nosed pipefish)
Lineage: Eukaryota; Metazoa; Chordata; Actinopteri; Syngnathiformes; Syngnathidae
Product: GDNF-inducible zinc finger protein 1-like
Exons: 10
Coding region: 966-2846 (626 amino acids)
Biological process (GO): regulation of transcription by RNA polymerase II
Molecular function (GO): DNA-binding transcription factor activity; RNA polymerase II cis-regulatory region sequence-specific DNA binding
Source: RefSeq, a predicted model, not a curated record